UUUUAUCAUGAAUCAAUUUCUCCACUGCUCUAAUCCUAGAGGAUGCCCUUGUAUCAUCAAAUAUAACGAUGGAUUUUAAGGAUGCAUCACAUGACUUACAAAGAUAUUAGUCAAUUAUUUCUGCGUCGCAAAAGCUCCUCAGUGAAUUUCAAUUGAAUAACUUUUAGCUCUCAUGAAUUCCAUCCAUUACUGCCUUUUCAGUCAAAACAUAAUUCCUUCCUUUUCUCUGCUACAGUUGUUGGAUGCGCAGUCAUCUUCAUGAUUUUGGUGUCCUUUAUUUUCUGGCAUCUUUACAAGAAAAAAUACGCUUCUUCAAACUUUUUUGCAAGGAAUACAUAUUCUGAUCCAUCCUCUAGACCAGAAGUGGAAGGGGGGAGCGUCUACUUUGGAGUCCCCGUUUACUCCUACAGUGAACUUGAAGAAGCCACCAAUUAUUUUGAUAUUGAAAAAGAACUUGGGAAUGGAGGAUUUGGAACCGUUUACCAUGGCAAACUCCGUGAUGGGAGGGAAGUUGCAGUGAAGCGCCUAUAUGACCACAACUACAGACGAGUACAACAGUUCAUGAAUGAAAUUGACAUCCUAACACGAUUGCGCCACAAAAAUCUUGUCUCCCUUUAUGGGUGUACUUCAAGCCACUGCCGUGAACUUCUUCUUGUGUAUGAAUACAUUCCCAAUGGCACCGUUGCUGAUCAUAUUCAUGGCAAUCAAGCAACACCAGGUUCACUCACAUGGCCAACUCGUAUGAGCAUUGCUAUAGAAACUGCUAGUGCAUUGGCAUACCUCCAUGCUUCUGACAUAAUACAUCGCGACAUAAAGCCUAACAACAUCCUCCUGGAUGAUAAUUUCUGCGUCAAAGUUGCAGAUUUUGGGCUUUCUCGGCUGUUUCCCAAUGAUGUCAGCCAUGUCUCAACAGCUCCUCAAGGAACUCCGGGCUAUCUUGACCCAGAAUAUCACCAAUGCUACCAGCUUACUAGUAAGAGUGAUGUCUACAGCUUUGGUGUUGUGCUCAUUGAGCUCAUAUCAUCUCUGCCUGCUGUCGAUAUGUUUAGGCAUAGGCGUGAAAUCAAUUUGGCUAACUUAGCCUUAAAUAAGAUAGAAAAGUGUGCAUUCCACGAACUGAUUGACCCAUAUCUUGGAUUUGAGUCAGAUAAUGGAGUUAAAACGAUGAUCAUUUUGGUGGCAAAGUUGGCCUUUCAAUGUUUACAACCGGACAAGGAGCUGAGGCCUUCCAUGGAUGAGGUAUUGGAGGCUCUAAAGAAUAUUCAAAUUGGUGAGGAUGCACCAGAGGAUCAAGAGAUGGCAUAUGAUGAUGCUAGGAUCUUGAAUGUGCAGAAACCUGCUUCACCAGAUUCUGAUGAGGUUGGAUUGUUGAGGAAUAAGCAGCUGCCACCUUCGCCAGAGGCUGUAACUGAUAAUUGGAAUAGUAGGUCUACUACACCAAAUUUCAGUGUUUACACUUCUUCUCCAUGGUGCUAAUUUUUUAGUAGAUGAUAAGAUUAUGUUUAGCACAUGCUCUGAGAUGCACGAGUGGAUUGAAAUUUCAUUUUCUUCUCAUCUAGUUGUUUGGUUGUUCAGAGGAGGCAUAUUUUUUAUAGGUUAA
This is a messenger RNA of Quercus robur (English oak), 1600 nucleotides long. Its product is annotated as LEAF RUST 10 DISEASE-RESISTANCE LOCUS RECEPTOR-LIKE PROTEIN KINASE-like 1.1. Gene Ontology annotation, biological process: protein phosphorylation. Lineage: Eukaryota; Viridiplantae; Streptophyta; Magnoliopsida; Fagales; Fagaceae. Gene Ontology annotation, molecular function: protein kinase activity; ATP binding. The record is from RefSeq and is a predicted model, not a curated record. The transcript is spliced from 2 exons. The coding region runs from base 259 to 1476 and encodes 405 amino acids.